Molecule: messenger RNA, 1752 nt
Organism: Linepithema humile (Argentine ant)
Lineage: Eukaryota; Metazoa; Arthropoda; Insecta; Hymenoptera; Formicidae
Gene: 7B2
Product: Secretogranin_V domain-containing protein 7B2
Biological process (GO): regulation of hormone secretion; neuropeptide signaling pathway
Cellular component (GO): secretory granule
Molecular function (GO): enzyme regulator activity
Source: RefSeq, a predicted model, not a curated record
GACGACGACGGCGACGACGACGACGGCGGCGGCGGCGCUAAAGAGGAAAACGCGUGUGUGUGUGCAGCUGACGCGGAAAACCGGUGUACCGUGCGAUAUCAUCUUCCCCGAAGAUAUCCGGUUCUUAUCGUCGUUUCUCUUUGUCCGCAAGACACCUGUCACCGGUCGCGCGGUGCAUUCUACAGGUACGAAGUCAUCAUGUUGUACUACAUCUUGCUCCUUUCGAUCGCUGUCGCUGCACAGACAAAUGCCUACUUGCCUUCGAAGGAGGAGCAUACAUGGAGCGAUACUCUGCGAGAAUUGAUCUAUCGAAUGGGAAACGAACUCGACAACACGGUGUACUCGUAUUCGGAUUAUCCGGACAAUAAGGUUAAAGAAUUUCCCGUGGAAUUGCCGGCCGAUUACGACGGCCUGGACACGCUGAAUCCAAACCCUAGUAUACGGGACCAGGAGUAUUUACAACAUAGCACGUUAUGGAGCCAUCGUUUUAAUAACAAUAAUAAUAACGACAAGAGUAAUGACAGACACAAAAUUCAAUCCAAUCUGAAAGGCAUCAAGGACGAAAAGACGGAAAAUCCUUUGCCAGCCUACUGCACCCCUCCGAAUCCCUGUCCAGUCGGAUAUACAAGUGAGAACAAUUGCCUCACCAAUUUCGAAAACACAGCAGCGUUUAGUCGCGAUUAUCAAAGCGCGCAGGACUGCAUGUGUGAUACAGAACACAUGUUAGAAUGCUCCAACGAUUCCGGUAACAGCAACAGUUUAUCAAACAUACAUAUUUCGAAUCCCGAUUUCGAUCAAAUCGUCGAAGAAUUUCAGGAAGAAAACCCGUUUUUCCAAGGAGAAAAAUUGCCAAUAGCUGCGAAGAAAGGCAUACAUGUGAUUGAUUAAAGACUGCGAAAGCGAACGCUCGAGGAAAACGUAUCAGAAUGUAACGCGUACUUCUUUGAUUAAAAUUUCAAAUACACACCGACCGAAAAUGGGUCUUUUAUCAACAAGCAGACUCGUAUAAUUACACUAAAUAAUAAACAAAGCACAUAAAUCCACGCAGCGUUAAAUAUUGAGAAUCGUACGUUUUCCAAGUCUGAUGGUGCACGAAUAUAAAGUUUCUUAAAUGGACCAUGGCUGUUUAUCAGCAGGUAUUAAAGUAUACAGAUUCUCUUCUCAUAGAACCAUUGUAAUAGAAAUUUUGUCAAAUAUCUAUAACUAUAUAUGUGUAUAUUUUAAAACUGUGACACGUCUGCGGUUAUAAUUAUUCAAUUUAAUUGAAAUGAUGCAGCAAUUUUCGUACAUGUUAAUAUUCUUUCAAUCUACAAAAAUGUACAGAAUGUUUCAUAAAGAUUAAAACAAAUUGUGAAAUAUUCUGCGCUAUUCACAUUAAAUAUUCUUUAUAUUGAGCAGUCUAUUAAACAUAUCCAGAUAUAUAAUCAAAUUUUUCACAAAGAUGCAACAAAAAGUCUAUUGUAGAUGUCGAGACAGCAACACAUUAAAAUAGUUCUAAUGUAGCCAAAUACUGUAUAAACUGUGUACACACAUAUAUUAUUGUUUAUCAAUUGUAUUUUAUUUUGAUAUAGUAUAUCGAUAUGGAUAUUUAUUUAUAUUGUGUAAAGUCUCCGAAAUAUAUAUUUUAACAAUAAAUAAAUGUUUACGUGUUUUUAUUCGAUAUACUUACGAUACUUACUUUCAACAUGCUUGCAAUUAAAAUUAACAUACUAAUUAUUAUUAUACAUAUCUCAUAAAUCGUUUCGUUUCUUA